Messenger RNA from Archocentrus centrarchus (flier cichlid), 886 nucleotides. RefSeq names its product retinal cone rhodopsin-sensitive cGMP 3',5'-cyclic phosphodiesterase subunit gamma-like. Gene Ontology annotation, cellular component: photoreceptor outer segment membrane. The transcript is spliced from 3 exons. The coding region runs from base 146 to 367 and encodes 73 amino acids. Gene Ontology annotation, biological process: positive regulation of G protein-coupled receptor signaling pathway; positive regulation of epidermal growth factor receptor signaling pathway; visual perception. The record is from RefSeq and is a predicted model, not a curated record. Lineage: Eukaryota; Metazoa; Chordata; Actinopteri; Cichliformes; Cichlidae. Gene Ontology annotation, molecular function: 3',5'-cyclic-nucleotide phosphodiesterase activity; cGMP binding.
UGAACAUCUGAGUGGAUUAGCAGCUCGGAGGACUUUAAAAAUGGGUCGUCAGUCUGAGAGAGACACCACAAGUGAGAAAACGACAGACUCAUCAGACGGCAUCAGAAAAACUCUUUGAGACUUUGAACAAAAGUUACCAAACAUAAUGGCAGAUGUUGCAACUCCUGCUGACAAGAGAGCACCUCCCAAAUUCAAGCAGAGGACCACACGCACCUUCAAGAGCAAGGCGCCUAAACCAGGACAGAAGGGAUUUGGAGACGACAUCCCCGGCAUGGAGGGUCUCGGCACAGAUUUCACAGUGGUCUGCCCAUGGGAAGCCUUUGGGGACAUGGAGCUCAGCGAUCUGGCGAAAUUUGGAAUUGUCUAGAAACUUCUCAUGACCUUACCUCACCUGUUUUACCUUCCUGCACUACUUUUCCUUCACAGCUUCUUCCUAUCUCUCACCUCACAGCUCAGUUACCUGACCUGAAGUUUAUUGUGGUUAUUAGCCCCACAUGUAUUUUGGGGAAAAUUGCACAAAAACUGAUCAGUUUCUAUCCCUUCAGUGACACGGAUCUGGCAAAACUACGGAAUUAAUUAUUUCCUCUGCCUUUCCUCCCUGUUGCGUAUCAUGUGGUCCUACUAUUAAUUAAGCAGCAGAUCAUUAGAACCUGCACAGAGGAGGCAGCUUUUGAUGUUUUAGAGUUUUGACCUGAAAACAAACCAUCUUGCACUCUUUGUUGUCUCACGCGCUCCCACCCCCUUUCCCACCAAUACUCCAUCGUCCUUUCCUACUUUUCCUAAUCCCUCGCUUCUCUUCAGCUCCUGAACCCCUCUCUUUGAUCUCUAAUAACCCAUGCAGAGAAAAAAAUAUCAAAAGGAAUAAAAGACAGUUUGACAUCUGUGA